AUGUUCGGCACUCGUAUCUUGAGGAUGCAGCCCACUCGGGCUUAUGCAUUCCCUACUCCUAAGGAGAACCAGAGCGCGCAUACCAUCUCUCAGCGUCUGCGCACGCUCAAACGGGUCCCUCCCGAGUUGAUCCCUCUCGGUCUCGUCCUUGGUGUCGCCGUCGGUGCUGCCAUCUACGCCAGCUCUCACAAGCUCCUGACCGACAAGACCCUCCGUCUGUCCCGUAACUCGCCCGAGGACCGCGAGCACUAA
Molecule: messenger RNA, 252 nt
Organism: Aspergillus candidus
Lineage: Eukaryota; Fungi; Ascomycota; Eurotiomycetes; Eurotiales; Aspergillaceae
Exons: 5
Coding region: 1-252 (83 amino acids)
Source: RefSeq, a predicted model, not a curated record